ACAACACACGUCGCCCCCAGCUGAGCAUUGCGCAAGCGUCAAAUGAGGUUUCCAUCGUUUCCGCAGCAAUCAGAGGGAAUUCAGUUUCCGCUGCUAGUGCUCUGCCUUUCACCGGCUGCAACAUGUUUAGGACCGCUCUGCGACUUUCCUGCUCUGGUGUCCGGAGUUUAACCAGAUCAAGACCACAAUACACAGCUCCACUUGCUGCACGCGCCUACUCAAGUGGCAAACAGGAGACAGACGAAGAGUUUGACGCUCGCUGGGUCACCUACUUCAACAAGCCAGACAUUGACGCCUGGGAGCUGAGGAAAGGCAUGAACACCCUGAUUGGGUACGAUCUGGUUCCGGAGCCCAAGAUCCUGGAGGCAGCACUGAGGGCGUGCAGGAGGUUAAACGACCUGGCCAGCGCCAUCCGCAUCCUGGAGGCAGUCAAGGACAAAUCCGGCCCUCACAAAGAGAUCUACCCCUACGUGAUCCAGGAGCUUCGGCCGACCCUGACCGAGCUGGGCAUCCCCACUCCUGAGGAGCUCGGCAUCGACAAAGUAUAGAUGUCCUCGUGUCUGGUCUUCCGAUGGACUGCUGGUGUUACCUGACUCUGCGGCCCUCUGUACUUGAAAUCUUUGCCUGGUGUUAUAUGAUAUGAUAAACGUGUUAUAUUUAAUUGGCCUUUAUUAUGUUCUUUUGCUUGUAAAAUAAUGACGGACUUAAUAAAGGGAGAUUAUAUCUUUAUGACA
Engraulis encrasicolus (European anchovy) is the source of this 734-nucleotide messenger RNA. Its product is annotated as cytochrome c oxidase subunit 5A, mitochondrial. Gene Ontology annotation, biological process: mitochondrial electron transport, cytochrome c to oxygen. Gene Ontology annotation, cellular component: mitochondrial inner membrane. The coding region runs from base 123 to 548 and encodes 141 amino acids. The record is from RefSeq and is a predicted model, not a curated record. The transcript is spliced from 5 exons. NCBI's taxonomy places the organism in Eukaryota, Metazoa, Chordata, Actinopteri, Clupeiformes, Engraulidae.